Dibothriocephalus latus is the source of this 411-nucleotide messenger RNA. Lineage: Eukaryota; Metazoa; Platyhelminthes; Cestoda; Diphyllobothriidea; Diphyllobothriidae. The record is from the annotation of a GenBank genome assembly.
UUUAUGGAAAAGGAAAUAAGAUCCAACAACUUAGCCGUAUACGACUGUGUCGAAAUACCCGAGGCACCUGCUCCAAGAGAAAUGAUCGACAUGGAAACUACCUUCGAUAAACUUGCAAAUGAAGCAAGCGAGGUUAAUUCCAGCCUCGAAAACCUUAAGAAAACGUACUUUGAACUCCAAGAAAUGAAACAUCUUUUACGCAAGACACAAAUAUUUUUCGAGGAGGUAAUUCCAUUAUACCCUUGUCCUUUACGUCGAUUCUCGACGGCCGGUGUCAUCCAUCGCGAGAAGUUACCGGCGUUCGAACGGAUGCUUUGGCGUGCAUGCAGCGGUAACGUAUUCUUAAAGCAGGCGGAAAUUGAGCUACCACUGGAGGAUCCGUUGACUGUACGGCAUCUUUUUACGCAUUGA